Molecule: messenger RNA, 3441 nt
Organism: Biomphalaria glabrata
Lineage: Eukaryota; Metazoa; Mollusca; Gastropoda; Planorbidae
Product: ankyrin-1-like
Exons: 2
Coding region: 167-1999 (610 amino acids)
Molecular function (GO): protein binding
Source: RefSeq, a predicted model, not a curated record
UAGAAAAAUGGCCACACAGCUGAUUUGUAUAGAAAGUUGUGUACUUAUGAAAUAAUAGAUCUAGAUUAGAUUCUAGGUGUCUAUAAUCUAUAGAAUAAUAGAUCUACAAGUGGACAUUAACUACUCUAUCUAGAUCUUCGUGGACUGUCUACCCAUUCAAACCGAUAUGGAAUCUGAGGCACAUCAGUUUGAAAAUGUGAAACAUAAACAACUUCUACUUUCUAAGUCAAUUGAAGACAGGCAGAUUGACAACAGUAAAACCAUCAUUGAGGAACUGGCAAGCUUUCAUAGUCAGUGUCCUCAUUCGCUGAACUGGUAUCUAUAUCCACACCCUCACUCCUCUCCACUGUUACACGCUAUUGUGAAAGGACAGCAAGAAAUAGCCCUUCACCUUUUAAAAUAUGGCUGUGAUCCUCACACAGACAGCGGCCUGCACACAUUUUCAACAAUAAAAACUUCUGAGACAAAAAUGUCCAAAUCACUUUUCCGUGUAUUGGAGAAACCAGGGUUUGAAAAAGUAUUUUUUAAAAUACUCGAAAAGGCAGAUAAGCUGACGGUAGACAAAAAUGGUGAUACUGUUUUACAUAUCAUAGCAAAAAGGAAGCUUUGUUCUAUGUUUGAAGUUGUACUCACUUCGAGGUGGCUGUUAAAGAUGACCAAACAUGCUAAUAAUCAGGGUUAUCUUCCUUUGCAUCUGGCUGCCAAUUCAAACUUUGUUCAAUUUUUUCAAAUAUUAUACCAGUCACUUUCUCCUACAGAGGUAUUCGGUUCCAGUUUAUAUUGUGAUGAGGAGCAAGAAAAUUUACUUAAUCAAAGUUUUGAUCUUGCGGGUUAUAUUACAGAAGCUGCUGUGGGUAUCAAUACCCAGGCCCUGGUAAAAAAAACUACAGCCUUACAUCUGGCUGCCAGUGAAAGAUCUCUGCAAAUGGUCCAAAUACUCCUGAAACUAGGAGCUGAUGUCAAUGCAUCUGAUGAAGCGGGAAAAACUCCACUUGUUGAAUGUCUUGACCAAAGAGGGGAAAGAAAUGUUAUAGCUUCCUCUUUGUUUGACAUUUAUCAGGUUUGCAAAGUUCUGCUUCAGGCCGGAGCGAAUGUAAAUGUCAAGAGCACAAUCAGAUACUCAGAGCGCCGUUCAAUGGCUAAUGAUGAUACUCUGUCUCCCUUGCAUCUGGCUGCAGGGAUAGGUUCUAAGGAUGUUGUGGAGAUACUUCUUAACAAUGGAGCCAAUCCAUGUCAGCUUAGUGGAGACAUUGGGAAGAUUCCAGUACAGUUUGCAUUAGAACAAGGCCACAAUGAGGCUGCUUUAGUCCUUCUCAAUGAUGAACUUUAUCCCAGUGGUUUUUUAGCUUCUCACUUAGACUAUGCUUUUAAUUCUCUACUUCACUAUGCUGACAGAUGCAGCUCAGAGGUAAUCAAAAAACUAAUUGAUCUGUCAUGUCCACUGGACAGGCCAAAUGUCAACCACCUUCGUCCACUUGACAAAGCUAUUUCUAGUAGAAAUAUCAGCUUUGUAGAACUUCUUUUGAAUGUUCAACCUUCUAUUGUCAAUGUUCAUGUUUACCAAGAUCCAAAUGCUUACCCACCACUUCAUUUAGCCGCCAGUUCUGGUAAUGUUCCAUUGUGUCAGCUUCUUUUAUCCCAUGGAGCAGACAUUUAUGCUAGACCUUAUGGCAAGCACAGGGCAUACAGGAAGGCCUUCAAGUUCAAUCGCUAUGACAUUGCAGUUCUUUUGUGUGAGCAAAUGUCUAGACCUUUUUCACUUUUGGAAAGAGAAGAGUUAAUCCUCCAGGAGCAAACCCUUCAGUGUGUGAAACCAGAUUUGGCUGUGAGGCUUAGAACAAGACUAGAUGAAGUUCCAACAUUAGUUUUGACUUGUCUUGAUGUGAUAAGAAAUGUAUUUAUAAGAACACAUCUUAGCUUUAAAAAUAUUCACUUGUUGCCUGUUCCAGAAACUGUCAUUAAGGCUUUAAAAUAUCAAAAUUUGAAAACUGAUUACUGAUUUUUUUUUUUAAUAAAUAAGUGUAAUUGGUAAACCUUAAGCUUCCUUAUACCUAAAGCUUCCUUAAAAAAUUAUGAUUAACUUAAUGUAUAUGAUGAAGUAUGAUGAAGUUUAAAAAAACAUUUCUUAUCUUGAAAUAAGACUGAGUUAAAGUCUUAAGUUUAUGUGAUAAAAGAUUCCUGUUCUACCUAUUUUUACAGUUAGCUAGGAGAAAUAACACAGCCAUCUACAAAUGUUGACAGUUUAUCUUUUACCCUCCUAAUAAAUGCUUUUUUUUUCCAAGCAUUUUUCCACAUUGUGAUACUUGUAGAAAUAUUUGGCUAUGGCACCCAGUUUCCCUGAAUAAAAACUACCAUUAUAUCAAUCUGAAUAACUGAUCUCAUAUUAAAAUAUAUAUUCUGUUUUUAGUAAUAUUAAUAUUUUUUAUUUUAUUGUCAGACUUCUAUAAGGACUUUCAUUUUUUACAUCCUGAUAUUUCAAAUUGACUGCUUUAAUAUAAUGUCAAAUAUUAUACCAGUCUCUUUCUCCCGCGGAGGUAUUCGGUUUCAGUUUAUUUUGUGAUGAGGAGCAAGAAUAUUAACUUAAUCAAAGUUUUGAUCUUGUGGGUAAUAUUACAGAAGCUGCUGUGGGUAUCAAUACCCAGGCUCUGGUAAAAAAAACAACUAAAGCUUUACAUCUAGCUGCAAAUGGAUGGCUGCUUGGUCAUGUGGUUUGCGCGCUGGGCUGUCGUUCGGACUUACCAAUGGUCCUGGGUUCAAACCCUGCUGGCUCCCAUCCCCCGUCAUUCUGUGGGAGGUUUGGACUAGAAAGUAAAUUAUCUUCAACUCAGAAGGAACAUCCGAUACAUGUAAAACAUUUUACAAAAAAAUUUGUAAUUAAAAUUAUAUUAGUCUAAUGAGAAUAUUAAGAUAAAUGUAUCUAGCACCAAUCCAAGUAAAAAAAACCAACUCUCACCAUACCCCUAUUAUAGUUAAUAAAAAAAAAGUUUUUCGCAAACUUUUUGCCCUUAUCCUUAAAUCACAACAUUAACAGUUAAUAUUGAAUAUACAUAUAUUGGUCCAGUUGUAGGCACUGACAAGCCCAGUACAUAUAUAUAGAAACAUUUGAGCAUGUAUUCUUGGUAAUGCAUGAAUAAGGUAUAUAAUAUAUGAUUAUUUGCAAUGUUUGUUCUGUAUACUUAAUCAAACAUAUUAGAUAAAAAUGAGCUUGUCUUAUCUAUCUGCUUCCUCUUCAUCUUAGGUAGUUUAUCAAACAUUUGAAAAAAGUUUUUUUUAAUAUGACCUCUAAGUAAGGUUCAAAGCUUACAUAAUUUAUAUAAUUUGACUUUUUCAUACUUUUUACUGACAAAAAUGUAAUUUUCCAACAUAGAAAAUCUUUAUUAGUGUCUUUAAGUUAACUUAGGAUUAGUAUAAAUCUAUAUGCAGUAAGUCUACACACACACA